Molecule: messenger RNA, 6614 nt
Organism: Passer domesticus (house sparrow)
Lineage: Eukaryota; Metazoa; Chordata; Aves; Passeriformes; Passeridae
Gene: MDM2
Product: MDM2 proto-oncogene
Exons: 11
Coding region: 152-1606 (484 amino acids)
Biological process (GO): regulation of gene expression; cell cycle; negative regulation of apoptotic process
Cellular component (GO): nucleus
Molecular function (GO): identical protein binding; ubiquitin protein ligase activity; p53 binding
Source: RefSeq, a predicted model, not a curated record
CGGGGCGCAGGGGGCGCUGCGGGCACCAAGAUGGCGGCGGGCGGCGCGCGCGGCGCGGCGCGGCCGCGGUAGAGGGUCCGGCCCGGGCCCGGCGGUCCCGGCGCUCCGCCCGCCGCGGGCCCGGCAGCGGAGCGGGCGUGGCUGGCGGCAAAUGUGCAAUACCAAGAUGUCCUCCCUUACGGAUGCCUCCUCUGUCACCGCUUCGGAGCAAGAGGCGCUGGUUAAACCAAAGCCACUGUUGCUGAAAUUGUUAAAGUUAGCUGGUGCUGAAAAGGACACUUUUACUAUGAAGGAGGUAAUAUUCUAUAUUGGACAAUAUAUUAUGUCUAAGCAAUUAUAUGAUGAAAAACAGCAGCAUAUUGUACACUGUGCAAAUGAUCUCCUGGGGGAUUUAUUUGGAGUAACAAGCUUUUCAGUAAAAGAACACAGGAGGCUAUAUUCAAUGAUUUCCAGAAAUCUGAUAGCAAUCAAUCAACAAGACUCUACCCUUGGCAACACACCUGAGGAUGAUGCCACAUCUCAGCCUGAAGAAGACAAUGUUAUUAAGGAGUCUAGGCAGGAGGUAGAAGAGAACCAGACUUCAUCAAGCAUGGCUUCCCGACCAACUACAUCUUCUAGGAGGAGGACACACAGUGAAUCUGAAAAAAGUCCUUCAGAUGAUCUGCCCAGUGACAGAAGAAAGCGACACAAGUCAGAGAACAUCUCGGUGACAUUUGAUGAAAGUCUCUCAUGGUGUGUAGUCAGUGGUCUGUGCCGUGAAAGAAGCAAUAGCAGUGAUUCAACAGAUUCUCUUUCCAUUCCUGAUCUUGAUGCUAGUUCAUUAAGUGAAAACUCAGAUUGGUUUGACCACGGUUCUGUAUCAGACCAGUUCAGUGUCGAGUUUGAAGUUGAGUCUAUUUAUUCAGAAGAUUAUAGCCAUAAUGAAGAAGGGCAGGAGCUCACAGAUGAAGAUGAUGAGGUUUAUCAGCUGACUAUUUACCAGGAUGAAGAUAGUGAUGCUGAUUCAUUUGAUGAAGAUCCAGAGAUUUCUCUAGCUGAUUAUUGGAAGUGUCCUGAAUGUAAUGAAAUGAAUCCUCCGCUUCCACGACACUGCCACAGAUGCUGGGCCCUCCGUGAGGAUUGGCUUCCAGAUGAAAAGAGUGAGAAAUUGGAAAAGAGCAAAUUAGAAGCCUCCUUUCCUGCAGAGGCUGGAGAAGGUUUUGAUGUUCCUGACUGCAAGAAAACAAAAACGAUUGAAGAUAAAGAACCAGCUGUGGAUGAGAAUGAGGAUAAAGCAGUGCAGCUUUCUGAGUCCCAGGAAAGUGAAGGUUAUUCCCAGCCAUCAACAUCAAGCAGUGUGUUCUGUAGCAGUCAGGAGGACUUCAAGGAACCUGAGAAGAGAGAAAUACAAGACAAAGAGGAAAGCAUGGAAUCCAGUCUGCCUGUUACCAGCAUAGAGCCGUGUGUCAUAUGUCAGAGCAGACCUAAAAAUGGCUGCAUAGUACACGGCAAAACGGGACACCUCAUGUCGUGUUUUACCUGUGCAAAAAAGCUCAAGAAGAGGAACAAACCCUGCCCAGUGUGCAGGCAGCCCAUACAGAUGAUUGUCCUAACUUAUUUUAGUUAGACAUGUGUUGACUGGAAAGCAGCAAAAGAAACUUCAUAAACUGAUUGAGAGAGUAAGAAAUUAUUUUUGUAUGCUUAUUGGAAAAUUAAUAUUUUGUGUCUCUUGCUGUUCUGUGUGACAAAUAAUUGCUGACAUAACUGCACUGGAGUUAUUAAGUGGUUUGCAUAAUACUCUUAAGUUAACUUGGAGAUUUUAAAUCCCUCUCAGUAGAAGUAACCAGGUUGUCUAAACAACCUGCCUCUCCAAGUGUUUUAAUGUUCCAUGCAAGUUAGUAACAUUUGUUUUAUUGAAUUGAAUACAUGCAUUAAACACCCAAAUUUAAUAAUUGUUGGAGGAGAGACAUGUUGAAGUGUUUAUUUCUGCAAAUUCCUCAUUUAAGAAAAUAUAUGAUUAUCCAGGUUCCAAUUCUUUUUGCUUGGUGAAGACAUAAGGCUCAAUCAGACCCCUCUGAAUAAGUCAAUAAAAUGAAUAAAUAGAAUCUUUGCUUAAAUUCUUUCAACUAACCAAAUUCUGUGGGAGAUCUUACCAGGAAGUAGGGAAAUAUGUGGUAAAAAUAAUUAAUACUGUGGAAACAGAAAAGGGUAUUGUGUGUCUUUUAUUUUUAUAGUGUGAACUGUAGACUUAAGGGUUGUGUGGCCCCUGAGAAGUCAUUGAUCCAAGCUCAGUCAUACAGUUCUCUCUCAAAUGUCCUGGGAAGCUCACACUUGUGGGUUUGGAGGUCUGUGCUGCUGCUGAUGAUUAAUUUAGCAUCAUGAAACAAGUCUCAGACAAGAUAAAUGAAGGAUAUGCUAUGAACUGUCAUGUCAGGUAGUAUUAGAGGACAGUUGUUUUCUUUUCCUGCACUUGUUUCUGACUUAGCGGAAUACAUUCAGCUGCAUUGCUACGUUCACUGUAAUAAAAAUAGAAAAAAAUUCACCUUCAUCUGCAGAAACAAUUAAGCUGUGCAGUUCCAGUUCACAUUCUUUAAGUGCAGUAGUCUUUCCAACUCACUGUUCUUAUCUGUAUCACGAGAAUUCUGGAAGUCUUUUGCAAGGUGUUUGGCCAACUCAAAGUUGGUCUUGUUGGCCCUGUCCUUUAUUGCUUUUAGCUCUUGUCUCCUUAAUGUAUUUUGUCAAAAACUCGGUGAAACUUACCAGUUCAGUGGCCAGGGAGCCUGCUGCCUCCUCAGUUCUGGGGGCUGCAGGCAAGGCAGUGUGAGUGUGGGAACCGGGAUUCGGUAAAGAUCGCUCAGCUGCCUUUCACAUGGGGUUUCUGUACCCCAUGAGUGAUACUUACUCCUUUGGAAAACUCUGUUACUUGCAUAUUUUCAGCACAUUUAUUUUUGCAUGUGGUUGCUGAUUGUCUGACCAAUAAGGAAUGGCAGAUAAACAGGGAGUGCCAAGAGUGGAGAUGCAGUCCAAGUGCAGGAACUGUGCUGUGUUACCAUCUUACAGGCCAGGGCUCAACUGCUUCCCUAACACCAGCAGUAUGAGAUGGCUAAUGCCUGCGUGCUGGCACAGAGACUCCUACUGCUCUCCUUGACUGCAGGGCUGCAAAUGCCUGGAAGUACCCAGGAAAAGGACAGAAAGACAUACAGGAGAGACUCAGUAAAUCCUUGGUUGUGACUUGGUUGAAAAGUAGUAACUUUAUAGGUAAAGACUGAAUUCUUGGGAUCAUUCACAUUUUGUUCAUACAUAUGAGCUAUUUCAUUGCCAGUAAGAGAUACUGGUGUACCCAAACUUCUAACAUAGUUCAUUUUAAGUAAACAAAAUAUAAACCCCAGUUGUAUUCAUUCAAAUUCUUACUUGCAAGUUCUUGCCUCCUGCAGUUUGUAAAGGGACAUCAGGUAGCUGGAAGUUAUUGGAACUCUUUUGAUCAGCAGAAACCUUUCAUGGUUUUACAGGAUUUGGUAAUCCUUCAGCCUCAGAUGGAGAAGGCCUUUGGGCAGAUAGCUAAUUUUUUCAAAUAGGGAUACUAAUAGAGGGCUACUUGCCUUACUUUGCACUUCCUAUUAAUGUUUUUUUUUUAAUUUUUGAUUUGAUAAACUUAGGUGCUGUGAGGCUUGCAGAGGCUCUUCAUUGCACCUGCAGGUGAGAGAGAACUGUAGAUGUGUAUAUGCAGAAGCAUCGAUAACAUGGGGACUGUACCUGAAAAGUUUCAUCUUGUUCUGAAGCUUUGUCCACUGCAUUGUCUCCCACAUCCUCCCCUCUCUCAGCAUGAUGCCUUCCCUGCAGUGGCUGCCCUGCUGUGUAACUGCAGUGCUGGGGGAGAAGCUGUCCUUAUCUGGUUCCUGUUGGGACAAAUUGUACCAACCCUCUCUCAUUUUCAGUCACAUGCCUUCUGUUGCAGAGAACAGCCCUGGAAAUACCUUCCACUCACUGCAACAUGGAGGAAAUGGGGCAUUUUAAUUUCUGCAUCUGCAAAUCACUGUGUCAAGUAUUUUGGUUUGAGUUACAUUUUAUGGCUUAAUAUUACUCUUAAUAACUUCUAGUGCAACUUUAAUUUGUUUGGUGUGGGUGCAUGCCUUCCAAGUGGAAGUGGUGGAUAUUGAUGCCUGUUCCUGUUGGGGACACUGGCAGGCCAGUGCAAGUGCAGGCCUGUGCCUGGGGGCUGUGUCACAGUGGCUCCCGUGGUGGCUCCCGUGGGGACUCCCCCUGGCUGUGCCCCCACCCUGCCUCCCGGCCUGGCCGUGCUCCAUGUGGGCAUGAGCAGUGAGCACCCUGCUUGUUAUGGCCCUUAAACACCUUCCUGGCCUCGGGUAGUGGCACAAAUAUCAGUAAAGUUUUGGUACAAAACUUUAGAGAUCCUUAUUUAAUAUCGCACACAUUUUAAUCUUUUAAUUUAUUGCUGUUUGUAAAUAUGCUUGUGCUCACAGUUGAUGUUUUGAGCUCUAAUUUAUUGAAUUAGUCUACUGCUACAUGUGUAGUUAUAUAAAUAUACUUAUUUAGUAAAUCACAGGCACAAGAAGAAUAUUUUAAGAAAUGUAGCAUUAAAAUUCAGAGAAAUACUCGCAUUAUAUUCAGAUGGAGAAGGGCUCAGGAAGAUUUAUGGCUGUUUUCUUUUUUCCUUCCCUUAAAACAACUCCUGCAUUGAACCUGAACAAGAUUUAUUGAAUAGAGAUGGUGCUGGUCCAACAUCAGCAUAGUGAAAAUAUUUUGGUGGUGUUUUGCUUUCCUUUGGAAUGCUUUUGCAUCCCUCAGUACAGGCAAGGACCUGACUGCUUCUGGGUACUGGUAACAUUGGGGUGAUGGUCUAGGAGAUGCAGGAUGAUCUAGAAGAAGGUGAUGUGAGGCUUUAAGGUUAAUUUGCAAAGGUGGGAAUGGCUUUUGCCAUUGGACACAUGACCUUGAAGGUUGCAGGGGAGGCCAGAUGCCCAUGGGAUAAGUCUGUAAGUGAUUUUCAGUAAUUUUCUUAGUCUCUUCCUUCUUGCACAUCAGGUAGACAAUAGUUAUGUACAAAUUGUGCAAGAACUUGCAUUUAUUCUUUUUUAGAAAGUACAAUAAACCUACUUGUUUAAAUACAAAUCUUUAACUAUUUACCUAUUUGUUAGUAUUGACAUUUUAUUAGUAUUGAAAUUUGCCUCGCACCAGGAGGAUUGUGGGCUGUGCCGUCCUGUGCCUCUCCCCUUAGCAGAUGAUUUAGAAAGCGUAAAAGUGCUUCAAAAUGCUCACUGCACAGGUGAAAAGCUUACAUUCCUUAUAAGAGUGUGGUACGAUUUUUAUCAGAGUUCUGUUUGCUGUACAUUUGUUCAAAUGUCACUGUCUCUGAAGUGUCUGUGGGUAUGAAGAUUUUUUUCAGAUUUUUUUCUUAUUUAUGACUAAUAUGAGGAAGAGAAAAUUCCUCAUUCUUACAAAGAGUGUCAACAAGAAACAAUUUUCUGAAACAGUUAUUCUUACAAAAUGGAGAUUAGAAAAUUAUUAAGACCCUAAUGAAACUGAAUAAAGCGAAUAAAUAGGAUGAAGAUAGGGGUGAAGAUUUUUUUCUUCCCGAUCUUAAUUUAAGGCUGUUGUGUUAGGGCAUAACUUUAGGUAGAGUUUAUAAUUUUAAAGCAGGUAAUUUAUUCAGCAUAUUAAUUUGUCACACACUUGGUGGGGCAGGAGUUAUCCCUUGUCCCAAGAAGCUACAGCAUUUUGUUGUGCAACAUUUGGCCUGAAAAGGGGCAUUUGCUGUUGCGGGGCUUCCCUGUGGGGAGGGUUAUCCUGGACAGUUCAUGGGACUUGGGGACAGGCAGCGUGUCAGGGAGGGGCAGCCCAGCAGAGCCUUGCUGGAGCAUCAGCCCUCUCCUUUCCAGGGGAUUCCCUGCCCUGCCCUGCCUUUCCAGCUCCUCCACACCGGAGUCCAAGGCACAUCUUGUUCUUUAAAGGUUGCACAAGCAAAGCACAAAACCCAGCCUAAGGUUUUAACAACGAAUUGCACUUACUGAACAUGAAAAAAUUGUUGCUUUUAGCUAAAGUGUGGGGGUUUUGUUAGGGUUUUUUUUAGCACAGAUGCACUGAAAGCUUCAAGUGAAUGCUUCUUUAGUGGAUCUAUAGCUGUGUUAUACAUGUGAAAUUUGUCAGUGAUACUUAAAAGGUGGUGGCUCCCCUUUUGAGUUGAGGCUGUUUUAGCUUAACAGCCUGCUUUUAAAGGACAGUUCUUGGUCUUGAGCCACAGUAGUGGCUGUCAGGAUGAUGAUUACUCAACAUCUAAUACCAAUAGCUUUUCUAAAACCAGAAUCUUUGUUGUCUGACUACACAUAGCUGGGAUGACUGUUGAAUAGAGUAGUUCAUAGUGAAUUUAAAUAACUAUGCAACAUGUUUUCAAGAGCUUGACCUGGUGCAUUGCUUUCCAGCUACCCAGUGCAUGUAUGACCACAGUCAGUAACCAUUAAAAUGCAAGUAUCCACUCCAAAUGCACACAGUAUAGACCCAUUUAUGAGAGUUUCACGUGUGUUGCUUUUAUCUUUCAGUUUUCAGUUUUUCCUUUUCUGAUGAAAAUUGAGUACUGUGUUCCAUUUAAAAGCUUUAAAUAAAGAUUUGUUUAUAUACUC